Messenger RNA from Sciurus carolinensis (gray squirrel), 1719 nucleotides. RefSeq names its product gamma-aminobutyric acid receptor subunit rho-2. The transcript has 9 exons. Gene Ontology annotation, biological process: nervous system process; regulation of membrane potential; monoatomic ion transmembrane transport. The record is from RefSeq and is a predicted model, not a curated record. Gene Ontology annotation, cellular component: membrane; neuron projection; GABA-A receptor complex. NCBI's taxonomy places the organism in Eukaryota, Metazoa, Chordata, Mammalia, Rodentia, Sciuridae. The coding region runs from base 16 to 1413 and encodes 465 amino acids. Gene Ontology annotation, molecular function: GABA-A receptor activity; neurotransmitter receptor activity; extracellular ligand-gated monoatomic ion channel activity.
GUAGACGUACACAAAAUGCCUUAUUUUACAAGACUCAUUUUGUUUUUGUUUUGCCUGAUGGUUCUUGGGGAGAGCAGAAAGCCCAGGAGGAAGAGAUGGACAGGGCAGCUGGAAAUGCCCAAGCCAAGUAACUCCUACAAAAAGAACCUCGAUGUGACCAAAAUCGGAACAGGAAAACCUCAGCAGCUUCUCAGAGUGGAUGACCAUGACUUCAGCAUGAGGCCAGCCUUUGGAGGCCCUGCCAUCCCAGUGGGUGUGGACGUGCAGGUGGAGAGUCUGGACAGCAUCUCUGAGGUGGACAUGGACUUCACCAUGACCCUGUACCUGCGGCAUUACUGGAAGGACGAGAGGCUGGCCUUCCCCAGCACCAGCAACAAGAGCAUGACCUUUGAUGGCCGGCUGGUGAAGAAGAUCUGGGUCCCAGAUGUCUUCUUUGUUCACUCUAAAAGGUCAUUCAUUCACGACACCACCACUGACAACAUCAUGCUGAGGGUGUUCCCAGAUGGCCAUGUGCUGUACAGCAUGAGGAUUACUGUCACCGCCAUGUGCAACAUGGACUUCAGUCACUUUCCCCUGGACUCCCAGACCUGCUCUUUGGAGCUGGAGAGCUAUGCGUAUACAGAUGAAGAUCUGAUGCUGUAUUGGAAGAAUGGGGAUGAAUCCCUAAAAACGGAUGAGAAGAUCUCCUUGUCUCAGUUUCUGAUUCAGAAAUUUCACACAACUUCCAGACUGGCCUUCUACAGCAGCACCGGCUGGUACAAUCGACUGUACAUUAACUUCACGUUGCAUCGACACAUCUUCUUCUUCUUGCUCCAAACCUAUUUCCCUGCCACCCUGAUGGUCAUGCUGUCCUGGGUGUCCUUCUGGAUUGACCACAAAGCUGUGCCUGCCAGAGUUUCACUGGGCAUCACGACGGUGCUGACCAUGUCCACCAUCAUCACGGGCGUGAACGCCUCCAUGCCCCGCGUGUCCUACAUCAAGGCCGUGGACAUCUACCUCUGGGUCAGCUUUGUGUUCGUGUUCCUCUCGGUGCUGGAGUACGCGGCGGUCAACUACCUGACCACAUCGCAGGAGUGGAAGGAACGGAAGCUGCGUGAGAAGGUCCCAUGCAUGUGUGGAAUGCCUCACUCAAGAACAAUGAUGUUGGAUGGAAGCUGCAGCGAGUCUGAGGCCAACAGCCUGGCUGGGUACCCAAGAAACCAUAUUCUGACAGAAGAAGAAAGGCAAGAUAAAAUAGUGGUCCACCUGGCCCUGGGCAGUGAGUCUAGCUCCUCCAGGAAGAAGGGGCUUCUCAAGGGCCAGAUGGGGCUUCGCCUCUUCCAGAAUACCCAUGCCAUUGACAAAUACUCCAGGUUGAUAUUCCCUGCCUCCUACAUAUUUUUCAAUUUAAUUUAUUGGUCAGUGUUUUCCUAGGGGCUCCAAGGCCAUGCCUAUUUAAGGGCAUGGACAUCCAUGGGUGGACACACAGAGCAGAAGCUCCUGGACCACCAUGAGCAGCAUCCCCUCUCUCAGAAGAGCCCAGGGGCCCUCCUGCUGCCCUCACCCUGACCUCGUGGGUUCACUCCCUGUUCACACUGUGUUCUGUGUCACACUUUACACCUCUCUGAACAGAACGUUUUCUGUUCUUGCACGAGAACUUGUUCACAAGAAAUCCCCUCCUAUUAAAAAAAGAGAGACUCAAAUGCCUUUCAGAUGUUCCAAGACCCUCAUAAAAACUAG